AUGAGGACAGCUUUUUACUGCCCGAUGGUCAACAAUUGCGAAAGAGUCAACAGAGUAUUGAUUACAUGCGUACGAGCACUGCUUAACGAGGAUCAUCGUGCUUGGGAUGAACAGCUUCCGGCAAUAGUAGCAGCAAUUAACAGUGCCAAACAUGAUUCAACAGGUGUCAGUCCUCACGUAGCUAAUUUUGGCCGUGAGUUGAUUCUCCAUACAGAUUUGUACACCCAACAAAACCUGAACACUCCAGAUGACCCUAACGUAGCACAGGACAUCCGGCUCUCAACGAUUCGUCGCAUCCAGGAGUUUGUGGUGCAGCAGAUUCGCCUAAAUCACGAGAGGACAAAGCAGCGAUAUGACUUGCGAACAAGAGCCGUAUCGUUCCAAAUAGGAGAUGUUGUCUGGCGCAGAAGCUUCACACUAUCAUCGAAAGUGGACCAUGUCAACCGGAAGUUAGACCCAAAAUUCAUCCCGGCAAUUGUGAGGGAGAUACGUGGAAGUAAUUUGUAUACUCUUGAAGACAUCGUCACAGGAAAACGUGGCCAGUAUCACGCCAAAGACAUAAAGGCCAACUAA
Messenger RNA from Aedes albopictus (Asian tiger mosquito), 573 nucleotides. RefSeq lists its product as uncharacterized. The coding region runs from base 1 to 573 and encodes 190 amino acids. The record is from RefSeq and is a predicted model, not a curated record. Lineage: Eukaryota; Metazoa; Arthropoda; Insecta; Diptera; Culicidae. Gene Ontology annotation, molecular function: nucleic acid binding. The transcript has a single exon.